Laccaria bicolor S238N-H82 is the source of this 690-nucleotide messenger RNA. RefSeq lists its product as uncharacterized. Bases 1 to 690 code for a protein of 229 amino acids. Lineage: Eukaryota; Fungi; Basidiomycota; Agaricomycetes; Agaricales; Hydnangiaceae. The transcript is spliced from 4 exons. The record is from RefSeq and is a predicted model, not a curated record.
AUGUCUAUCCCACAAAACGCUCUUCCCGCCACUGUCAAGCUUCGCGAGUCCGCUCUCACUGCCUUCAAAACUUAUCAGGACAUGAAAGAGGGACUGAACAGCGCUGCCGCUCCCACCAUUCUUGGCGUAACCACUAAUUACUGUAUGGCAGUGGACAACCUCUUUGGUGACGAAGAAGUCAAGGACACCGCUUCCUCUCCCAAAGAGAAAGGCAAGAAGCGUGCUGCCUCUGGUCCCAAGACCCCAGCCAAAUCCAAGCGUGCCGAAACGGUCAGCAUUCCCUACGACGCUGUUCCAGGCAUGGACACUAACAGUCGCGAAUUUCACAAGGCCCUCGUCGUCGAGCAUGCCAAAGGCAGUUGCGCCGGCGACAAAUGUCCUCGUACUGAACCGCCCUUUAUUAGUGGUUUAGCAGAUCUUCAGUCUCGUCAAAACGAGUCUGCCAACUCCUUGCUCAUCGACAACCCUCUGUACAGGGAGAUCUUAGCGCGCGCACAUGCUGCUGUUACCAACCGCAUGCCAGCUUAUCCCACCCUUGCUUAUUUCAAGCAGCAAGAGGUCGAUCUUCGUGAACGCGUUCUUCUCAGCAUGCAGCGCCUCGACUUGGAGCUUCGUCUUCGCGAUGUACUUGUCGCUGAUUACGAAAUUGCCCUUGCCCAGAUUGCUGAGCGUGAAGUAACUAAGGAGUAG